Messenger RNA from Macrobrachium nipponense, 1097 nucleotides. RefSeq lists its product as uncharacterized. The transcript has 7 exons. Bases 360 to 731 code for a protein of 123 amino acids. Lineage: Eukaryota; Metazoa; Arthropoda; Malacostraca; Decapoda; Palaemonidae. The record is from RefSeq and is a predicted model, not a curated record.
GAUGAUCGACGUGUGGGUAGUGUCGGGGGAGGGCCAGCUUGCCUUGUCUGCCGAAACCGAAAUUGGAAGGUGACCAACCUCUUCUGGUCCUUUGGUAUCGCCCAUUCAGCAGCUCCCUGCCCAUUUACAGUUACGACGCUCGUGUGGGAGACUUCUCCAACGGCGUCAGGUGGUGGGACGAAGUGGUCCUGGGCAGGAGGGGCUAUUUCGUGCCCUCCAGCACGCCCUCGCUGGUGCUCGAACCCGCCCACGCUCACGAUCAGGACGUCUACACGUGCAGGAUCGAUUACCGCGUUUCGACGUCCACGACAACCAGGGUCAAUCUCACGGUCGUCGUGCCCCCUGGGCCCCCUGUGGUGAUGUGGGAAGGCCGAGAGAUGGUGGGGACAGUAGGACCCCUGCAGGAGAACCAACUGACGGAGCUGACCUGUAGGAGCGUGGGAGGGAGUCCUGCGCCCUCUCUCUCCUGGUGGAAUGAAGGAAGGGAGCUCCCCCUCCUGCACUCUCAUUCCUCUUGGGAUCCUGUGAUAGGAUCGAGUGUAGUCGAAGCCACACUGUCAGUCACAGCCAAAAGGGAACUCCAGGGUGGAUCUUUAACUUGCUACGCCCACACGCCCGCACACCUCAACGCCUCGGAGGGUGCCAUAAUUCCCCCACGGAGUGCCUCUGUGUCACUCAAUAUCACACUCUCCCCAGUCGAAGUCAGGAUACGGUGGAACCAGAUCCUAUAGUAGCAAUGUCGGGGUCCACAGUAAGCGUCGUGUGUCGCGCAUUAGGAUCUCAUCCUCCGGCGGACCUCUCUUGGUGGAAAGAUAGAAAGUCCUUGGAACCCCACGUCACUCACGCCAUACAAGACGGCGGCAACAUCACGACAGCCACUUUGACCGUCGCGUGACGGGAGCAGACGACGGGACGACUGUCACCUGCACAGGUGUGAAUCCCGCCCUCUCCAAAGAGGAGGAGCCUCUGUCAGACAGGAGAAAGCUCACUGUCUUCUGUGAGUGCAAGAGACGAGCCCAUCGUGGAGCUCACCCUCGGGAGACCUCUGGAGGCCGACAACAUCAAGGAGGAGGACGACGUCUACUUCGAGUGCCACG